This is a messenger RNA of Drosophila gunungcola (fruit fly), 2246 nucleotides long. RefSeq lists its product as uncharacterized. The transcript is spliced from 7 exons. The record is from RefSeq and is a predicted model, not a curated record. NCBI's taxonomy places the organism in Eukaryota, Metazoa, Arthropoda, Insecta, Diptera, Drosophilidae. The coding region runs from base 890 to 2155 and encodes 421 amino acids.
UUCAGUCAGAUGCGUGGCGAACGUUGAAUUUAACGGUCGGUUUGGCAGUGAAAGUGGAAAGUGGAAGCCAUCGCCUCGCUCCACGAGCCAGCGAAUUGUUCGGUGCGGAAAAUAGAAAACAGGAGGGCAUAAAAAAAUAGUAAAAAAUAUACAGAUAACAAAGGAAUAUGAAAGUGAAAUAACCGAAGGGAAUAAAUACAUUAAAGUGUAUGCCUUGUCAAAAUAAAAAAGUGUGCAAACAGUCCCAAUUGUGUUCAAACUGUCAAAUGGAGAAGUGUUCAAACAUAGCCAUAAAUUAAACUUAUAAAAUAAACUAAAGUGCCACCAUUGUACUUGGAGUUGGAGUUGCUGAGCACUUCCGGGGCAUAAAACAGCUGGACACAAGGGCCUUUUAUGAGUGCGCGAAGUGAAGUGGCCAGCAGAUACCAAAUGGAUGCCGUCUAAAAUCAAAGAAACACAAAUCAAGACCAGAGGAAAAACAUCGGGGACGAGCAACAAUUAACGGGCGGAAACCAAAAUGUAUAAACAAUCAGCAAAAUGUGCAAAUUCGUGGAGUGCCAAUCGAAAGCCAGCUUGAGUGAAAGUGAAAAACUGCGGCGCGCGCAUAUAAUUAAUUAUCCAGCUGCUUAUUAGCGCAAUUUUGCCAAGGCAGCGCAGACAUUCUGUUUAUGGGCAAUUUUUCCAAACGCAAAUAAAACCGAACUGCUGCCAGUCGUGCAUUAAUAAUUUGCAUAUUCCGUCCCAUCCUUAUCUCCCCACCUCCCCCCAAAAAACAAUCACACAGAACAGACAGUGCGGCGUGUGGCGUUGAAGUGUUUAUUAAAUUGUCUUCGCCGCAAAUGCAAGACGUUUGCCCGACAAGCGGAGUAAUAGCACUUGCCCCCUCGAAAUGCUGGAGUUACAAGUUUGCGGAGAUUUGUCAGCCGGCGACUUGAGCGAAAUCCACAAAAUGGGACACCAAAGGGCCACGGAUAUGGCACAUCGGCAGACCCGGAGAAAAUCAGUUUGCCGGACUCUCCCCACCAGAUUCCUUCUGCUGCUCCUCGCCGUUCUACUGAGCAUGGAGCUCGUCGAAUGUGCGCUGCGCAAUGUCAAUUUAAUAAUCGAACCACCGGCUGUGCGAAGGGGCCAACAUGUGGUGCUGCGGUGCAUGUACGACCUGGACGGAGCUCCACUGUACUCGGCCAAGUUCUAUCGCGGCCAGCUAGAGUUCUACCGCUACACGCCCGGCGAGUUUCCCAACACGAAAGUAUUUCCAUUCCCCGGCAUUCAUGUGGAUGUAAGCAGCUCGAACGCCACCCAGGUGCUGCUGCGCAACGUGGGAUUCGCACUCUCUGGCAACUUUUCAUGCGAAGUGACCGCCGAUGCCCCACUCUUUUCGACCGCCACCGCAAUGGACACCAUGCAAGUUGUGGAGCUUCCCGAGAAGCGUCCGCAACUCUUCACGGAGCACACGCGCUACGAGCCCGGCGAUGUCCUGCGGGCCAACUGCAGCACCCCGCCGUCGCGUCCGCGGGCGGAGCUCACAUUUACCAUCAACAACAUGGUGAUAACCAAUGUGGAGACCCAGUACAUACGCACCAUCGAUAAUCUGAUUGCCUCACGGAUCUCGCUGAAGCUGCAGCUACAAGGUGUUCACUUUUCCAGUGUGAAUCCGGCCAUCUACAAUAGCGCCUACGGUCUGAACUCGGUGUACGGGCACGGCGGACCGGUUUAUGCCCCGAACCCGAAUCCGGGAGGAUUACUCCUGCGCUGCUCGGCGCAAAUCGGGGAUCUGUACCAGGAGUACAAGGAGAUUGAGUUGGGCACACCCCAGAAGGAUCCGGUACCGGCACGUGUUACGCUCUCAUCCGACUCGAGCCUGAAGAACUUUUUCAGCUCGUAUUUCUCGACUUCGGCAUCGACGGCAUCGCGACUUCUGCCCGGCGUCUAUAUGGCGCCGUUCAUAAUGGCCAUGCUGGCUGGAUUAUUCCGGCUAAUUGAGGUUGCAUUUGAGACCUGCAAUGCCAGCCAGCAGUCGUCAGUCGGGCAUUCGAUGGUACAUUCCAAGGAGCGAGGGGAGCGGCGUCCAUCUCUUCUGUCCUGCUGUAGCGCCUCCAAGGCGUCAAGACAGCAACUGGCCUGGCCAAAAUCACUGACAGAAAACCUGGCCUAGGCGUGUGCUACCACUUAGUUAAAGCCCUAAGUAAUUCAAAAUAUAUUAUGGGAAUUUACUGGACCUGGAAAAUUAAUAAGUACUUAAGUGA